AUGCUCCAUUCACUCGUCAGUGGAAUAGUCGCCUGCUAUUCACAGAUGUAUAUUGCUCACGCGAUUGGGAGAACAGUGGAUAUUGCCUCGCCUGAACUAAUUUCUGCAUGCAAAUCUGCUCCAACGGACUGUAAGGAGAUUCAACAGCAUUUGUGCAUCAUGUCCCAUAGCUUCUCAAUCACUCGUGUUUUAAACUCUGGAAACUUGAUAUGGGAAUCUCAAAGUCACGGUGAAGCCUGCAUAUACUACACUGUCUAUCAGUUUUACGGCCAGAACUAUCUCGGGUACCUCAAAAUCCGGAACGGUCUCUUCUCCCACUACGUGCAUUACAGGAUAAACGGAGAGGAGUGGAGAGAGAUUGCAUUUGAAGAAUACGUUUUGACCUUUUCCAGGAUGCGGACUGAGCGCAUCUUUGACGUUGGAUUUCCUGAGGAUCACAUUGUGAGAACGACGGAAUACACUCCAUUUGGAACUCCUGCAUUCAUUUAUAACCCGUACGAAACGUACAAGAUCGUCAAGGUCCAGGACGGCAUUGUGAACAUUUGGGAGUCAAACUCUGCAUGCGUAAACUGCGAGUAUGUGGUUGUCCACAAGGCACGGGGAGAGCCCAGGAUGGUACACAUGUUUGUCAAGGACGGAGAUACCUAUGACAUUCUCUAUUUUGACAGAAUUGGAACGAAGUGGAUUGGCAUCCAAAAGGCCGAUUUUUACGCGAAACUCGGUGAACUGGAUGGUGAAAUUACGAGGCUGUAA
Theileria equi strain WA is the source of this 753-nucleotide messenger RNA. RefSeq lists its product as hypothetical. Bases 1 to 753 code for a protein of 250 amino acids. Lineage: Eukaryota; Apicomplexa; Aconoidasida; Piroplasmida; Theileriidae. The record is from RefSeq and is a predicted model, not a curated record. The transcript has a single exon.